Coccinella septempunctata (seven-spotted ladybird) is the source of this 702-nucleotide messenger RNA. RefSeq lists its product as uncharacterized. The transcript has a single exon. The coding region runs from base 1 to 702 and encodes 233 amino acids. Lineage: Eukaryota; Metazoa; Arthropoda; Insecta; Coleoptera; Coccinellidae. The record is from RefSeq and is a predicted model, not a curated record.
AUGAUCGCCACCACUGCACCGGAAAUACAGAUAACAAAAUUCUGGGAAAUAGAAGAAGCGGACACCCUCACAGACAACAACAGCCAGGAAAGCCCCUGCCAAGAAUUCUUCAAGAAAACUUACACAAGGAAUCAGGAUGGCACAUAUACUGUACGACUGCCAUUCAAGGAGAAGGAACAAUUGCUAGGACAAUCAAGAAAAACCGCCAUCGCUCGACUUUUGCAGAUAGAGAAGAAGUUCGAGAAGGACGAGAAAUUGGAAGCAAUGUACAAAGAAUUCAUGUGGGAAUAUAUCGAACUAAAACACAUGACUCCAGUAAAUCAGACGACCAGCACAAGAUACUACAUUCCGCAUCGAGCAGUAAUAAAAGAGGACAGAGAAACAACAAAACUGCGUGUCGUAUUCGACGCGAGCCAGAAAACCAGUACCGGAAUCAGUUUAAAUGAUAUAUUACACACUGGUCCCAAGCUUCAACAAGACUUGAUUGAUAUAUUAUUGAGAUGGCGAAAAUACGAAAUCGCGUUGACUGCAGAUGUGGAAAAAAUGUACAGGCAGGUCAAACUACAUGAAGAUGAUCAAACAUUCCACACUAUUUUAUGGAGGUUCAACAAAAAUUACCCAAUCCAGGAAUAUCAACUCACGACAGUCACCUACGGAACCGCUCCCGCUGCCUACCUUGCUAUAAGGACCAUGCACAAUUAG